This is a messenger RNA of Aedes aegypti (yellow fever mosquito), 1355 nucleotides long. RefSeq lists its product as uncharacterized. Bases 128 to 1138 code for a protein of 336 amino acids. NCBI's taxonomy places the organism in Eukaryota, Metazoa, Arthropoda, Insecta, Diptera, Culicidae. Gene Ontology annotation, biological process: regulation of DNA-templated transcription. The record is from RefSeq and is a predicted model, not a curated record. Gene Ontology annotation, molecular function: DNA-binding transcription factor activity. The transcript is spliced from 3 exons.
CGAUCGUGAACCUUGUUCGCAGAACACAACUAUUUAGAAGUGCACCGAAAUCGGACCGAGCUUUGACCGUUUUGAUCGUCCAUUGUUUGUGAUACAGGAUUGAAUAUCUACUCUGCGAGCUUUAAAGAUGGCGCCACACAAUUCAUUACAUCCAGACACCCACAAUGACCCAUCAUCUACCGAGAGCGAUUCAAAUUCCAACCAGUCUAAAAAGAUCAAAUAUGACGAUAGCUACCAGAAUAUGAUGUUUCGGGCAGGCUUCACCAAUAUGCACAAUGAAUACAUUUACAACAAGAAUAGAACACACGCCCUCAUGAUGCGAAACGAUCGGUACUCAAUGACUUCAACAACAUCAUCGAUAAUUUCUUCAUUGGAUGGGAACCGUUCAACUCCAUCGCCAGAUUUUGCAAUGAGCAUGGGUCAAGUUUCGUCGCCGCUAUUCAAUGGUUUCAUGCAAAGCCCAGGAGAACCAUCCCAAUCAAUAUAUGAUCAAUCACGUGUUAGGUCGCCUGCUACUUUUAAUAAUCCCCAAGAGCAUAACUAUGCCGUGGAUUCGCCCCAUGCAUUGCAUACUCCGGAACCAAUUAUACGACCAGCUCGUGCUCGGGUCACAUCCGACUCGGGCAAUUCAUCCAUACCGGAAGUGGAUGAUAUCAACCCACUGUGCAUGAAUGAUUUUUUCCGUGAUGCUGUAAAUCCAGAACUUGCGGAAAAGCUGAACAGUGCGCUGACAACCAUUGAGGCCAAAUCUGCUCAACACAAGGAACGAUAUCUGGAAAUGCGAAUGUGUGAACUGCCAACGGAUUUGGAAUACAACCCUAAUAAGUCCCGCCUCCGGAAGGUGUACGAAAGUCCAAUGGAGGCAGCCGAACGAGAGCGAAACAAUUUGGCUUCGCGAAAGUCACGAUUCAAGAAGAAGAUCGCCCAACAAAUCACCAAUAUGCACCUGGAGUUUGACCGUAGCGAAAGCGCUGAUCUGUAUGCUAUGCAGAACUGGAUGGGACAAGUGAUUUUUGAGCUGGAAUCAAACUGCCUUGAUAGGGGCAUUACGCCGGAAUGUUUGGCGGACAUGCGACAACAGUGCGGAUUCUUACGAAAUCAGAAUGAUAAAGUGUACAGAGCGAGACCAUCAUUCUAGAAGCUGUUUCAUGUAUACAUACGCAUAUUUUACUACUUAACAGAACCCUUACCACCUACCAGUGCUUCAGAAAUGCCCCCAAACCGGCAGUUCGUCUUAGACUUACGACUUCACCAAUACAAUAUUAUUAAUAUUUAUCCAGGCCAAAGGGUCGUGCAAAAACAAUAACUUUUAAGGAACCAAUAUUAAAAAUAAAACAGUAUUUUAUUACCAAUAA